AUGGUGAUGAAGGGUAUUUGCAUGCUCAAGGGUGACAGUCCAGUGCAGGGCACCACCCACUUCGAGCAGAAGGCAAGCAGCAGUGAGCCAGUUGUGGUGUCAGGACAAAUCACAGGAGGGACUGAAGGCCAGCAUGGGUUCCACGCCCAUCAGUUUGGGGAUAAUACACAAGACUGUACCAGUGCAGGGCCUCAUUUUAAUCCUCACUCCAAGAAACAUGGCGGACCUGUAGGUCAAGAGAGGCAUGUUGGAGACUUGGGCAAUGUGACUGCUGGAAAGGAGGGUGUGGCCAAUGUGUUCCCUGAAGGUUGUGUGAUCACACUCUCAGGAGAACAGUCCAUCAUUGGCCAUACAAUGGUGGUCCAUGAGAAACAAGAUGACUUGGGCUAAGGU
Meriones unguiculatus (Mongolian gerbil) is the source of this 393-nucleotide messenger RNA. Its product is annotated as superoxide dismutase [Cu-Zn]-like. The record is from RefSeq and is a predicted model, not a curated record. Gene Ontology annotation, molecular function: superoxide dismutase activity; copper ion binding. Lineage: Eukaryota; Metazoa; Chordata; Mammalia; Rodentia; Muridae. Gene Ontology annotation, cellular component: nucleus; mitochondrion; cytosol. Bases 1 to 390 code for a protein of 129 amino acids. Gene Ontology annotation, biological process: removal of superoxide radicals. The transcript is spliced from 2 exons.